AUGGGAAGAGUCGCUCCCACUCCAUUCGAAUUCCAAGUCUUAGAAGCCCUCUUAGACGAGGUGGGGGUGACCUUGAAGCUCAAGUACGCGUCCAUAUUCCCGGGCGUGUACCAGGGACUGAGGGCGUUUGCCGGGGGGCGGGUGCCUUACGAGAGGGCCAUGGCGGAGCAGGAGGCGUUUCUGCGGGCGAAGAAUGAGCUGUUGCGGCUGGAGAUGAGCGCGAACCAGAUCUGCAAUGCCGUUCGGGAAGUGCUUUCGAAUGAUGAGGACAUGGCAGAGAUGUACCUCUCCCGCAAGGCAUCGCUCCCCCCUGGGACUGUAAACAGUGCAGAACAUAGUGAAGUGGAGGAGCUGCUGGAGGAUCACCUGAGGCGCAUGGAGGAGGUGGUGGGGGAGGCGGAGCAGCUGCUGUCCAUGUCUGAUGCCACAUCGGAGUACCUCAGAACUGCACUGGAUAGUGCGCGCAACCAGCUGAUCGAGCUUGACGUGCUGGUCAACAUGGCCACAUGCUCACUGGCUCUGAUCGAGCUUGACGUACUUGUCAACAUGGCGACAUGCUCACUCGCUGUGGGGGGUUCUAUCGCUGCUGUUUUUGGCAUGAAUCUGGUAUCAUCAUUUGAAGAUACCGCUUUAGCAUUUCCCAUCGCAGCAGGUAGUGUUGUGUCGUUGUCUUCAGUCGUCUUUCUGGCGUUACGUACGCAGCGGCGUCGGGAGAGAGGGAGAGGUGUGGUCGCAGCGAGUCCUCCUACGGAACUUCCGUCGGAAGAAGUGGAGGUGCGGACUGAACCGUUGACCAAGGAAGACCUGGUCAACUACCUGCUGUCUGGCUGCAAGCCCAAGGACAAGUGGAGGAUCGGCACGGAGCACGAGAAGUUUGGGUUCGAUCAGAGGACGCUGCAGCCAAUGACGUACGAGCAGAUCGCGACGCUGCUGGAGCACAUCGCGGAUCGGUUUUUAUGGGACAAGAUCAUGGAAGGCGACAGGAUCAUCGGCCUGCGAUCGAACGGGCAGAGCGUGACGCUGGAGCCUGGAGGUCAGAUCGAGUUGAGUGGCGCGCCUGUGGAGACAGUGCACCAGACGUGCACUGAGAUCAAUGAUCAUCUGUACCAGGUAAAGUCGAUCUGUGAGGAGGAGAACAUGGGGUUCUUGGGUCUGGGCUUCGAACCCAAGCACACUCUUGAGGAGAUUCCCAUCAUGCCCAAGGGUCGCUACACCAUAUUGCGCAACUACAUGCCCAGGGUGGGCUCGCUGGGACUGGAGGUGAUGUUUUGCACGUGCUCCGUGCAGGUCAACCUCGACUUUGACUCCGAGCAGGAUAUGGUCGACAAGUUCAGAGUCGGCCUCGCGCUACAGCCGGUGGCCACGGCCUUAUUCGCCAACUCGCCAUUCCUGGAGGGCAAGCCGAGUGGGUACCUCAGCUACCGCAGUCGAGUGUGGGAGGAAGCUGACAAGGACCGCACAGGGGACCUCCCGUUUGUCUUUGAGGACGGAUUUGGCUUCGAGCGCUAUGUGGAGUAUGCAUUGGAUGUGCCCAUGUACUAUGCAUACCGCGACCAGCGCUACAUUGAUGCCUCAGGGCUCUCCUUCCGAGACUUCUUGAAUGGCAACCUGCCAGUGCUUCCAGGUGCCUACCCCAGUCUUAACGACUGGGAAAACCACCUCGCCACCAUAUUACCAGAGGUGCGGCUAAAGCGUUAUUUGGAGAUGAGGGGCGCGGAUGGCGGGUCGUGGAGGAGAAUAUGUGCCCUGCCCGCCUUCUGGGUGGGGUUGCUGUACGACCGUCAGGCCCUGGACGAGUGUAAGGCAAUCAUCUCUGAUUGGACGGAGCUAGAGCGCUGUGCUCUGCGCACACAUGUUCCCCGUUUGGCUCUCAAGACGCCCUUCAGGGAGGGACUGUUGCAGCACCUGGCACAGGAUUUGGUCAGAAUCAGCAAGGAAGGAUUGCAAAGACGAGGAUACAGGGAAGCCAGCUUCCUCAAAGAACUGGAAAACAUUGCUGCUACAGGUGUGACCCCUGCAGAGCGCAUGCUGGAGGCGUACCAUGGCAGUUCCCCGUACAAUCUAAAGAUGCCUCUUUCCACGUCUCACGCAGUUUCGUCGUCCAGGCUUCACAGCUUGCCGUCCCUCCAGCCAUUUUGCGCAUCUGCUAAGUCCUCUCCCGCCUGCUUCCAAAAAAACUCCGUCACCCCGCCAUCACGCAUCGGAUGCAUUCAGAAGCCUUCAUCAGCACCGGGUAGAUGCAAUCCUGCGAGCAGCAGCGUUAGCAGGCAGCGGCGACGGGUGGGAGGAAGAGGCGUGGUCGCAGCGAGUCCUCCUACGGAGGAGGUGGAGGUGCGGACUGAACCGUUGACCAAGGAAGACCUGGUCAACUAUCUGCGAUCCGGCUGCAAGCCCAAGGACAAGUGGAGGAUCGGCACGGAGCACGAGAAGUUCGGAUUCGAUCAGAAGACGCUUCAGCCAAUGACGUACGAGCAGAUCGCGACGCUGCUGGAGCACAUCGCGGAUCGGUUCUCGUGGGACAAGAUCAUGGAGGGCGACAGGAUCAUCGGCCUGCGAUCGAACGGGCAGAGCGUGACGUUGGAGCCCGGAGGUCAGUUCGAGCUGAGUGGCGCACCCCUGGAGACAGUGCACCAGACGUGCGCUGAGGUCAACGGUCACCUGUACCAGGUGAAGUCGAUCUGCGAGGAGGAGCACGUGGGGUUUCUGGGCCUGGGAUUCGACCCAAAGCACACUCUUGAGGAGAUUCCCAUCAUGCCCAAGGGCCGCUACACAAUAAUGCGCAACUACAUGCCCAAGGUGGGCUCGCUGGGGCUGGAGAUGAUGUUCCGCACGUGCACGGUGCAGGUCAACCUCGACUUUGACUCCGAGCAGGACAUGGUUGACAAGUUCCGUGUUGGCCUCGCAUUACAGCCCGUGGCCACAGCCUUAUUCGCCAACUCGCCAUUUCUGGAGGGCAAGCCGAAUGGGUACCUCAGCUACCGCAGUCGAGUGUGGGAGGACACUGACAAGGACCGCACAGGGGACCUGCCGUUUGUCUUCGAGGACGGCUUUGGCUUUGAGCGCUAUGUGGAGUAUGCAUUGGAUGUGCCCAUGUACUUUGCAUACCGUGACCAGCGCUACAUCGACGCCACAGGGCUCUCCUUCCGGGACUUUCUAAACGGCAAGCUCCCAGUGCUGCCAGGUGCAUACCCCAGUCUAAACGACUGGGAGAACCACCUCACCACCAUCUUCCCUGAGGUGCGCCUGAAGAGGUAUUUGGAGAUGAGGGGCGCGGAUGGCGGGUCAUGGAGGAGAAUAUGCGCCCUGCCCGCCUUCUGGGUGGGUCUGCUGUACGACCGACAGGCCCUGGACGAGUGUAAGGCAAUCAUUGCUGACUGGACGGAGCUUGAGCGCUCUGCUCUGCGCACACAUGUGCCUCGCUUGGCUCUCAAGACACCCUUCAGGGAGGGGCUGCUGCAGCAUCUGGCUCAGGACUUGGUCAGAAUCAGCAAGGAGGGCUUGCAAAGACGAGGGUAUAGGGAAGCCAACUUUCUUAAGGAGCUGGAGAACAUCGCUGCUACAGGUGUGACCCCUGCGGAGCGCAUGUUGGAGGCGUACCAUGGCAGCGAGUCCGCAAUGUCGUGGAUUCGGUCGAAUCUGGCCAAGGUGGGGACGUUUGCGGGGUCCGUGGUGCAGAAGGCCGGAGAUGCCGUGGAGCGAGGCGCCAAGAUGGUGUACGAGCAGGCGGAGAGCGCUGUGGUGGGUCGCCCACACAACAGCUUCCGACACGCGGUGCGGCGGAUAGAGGAGGUGGCGUCGUAUGCACGCGGCAGCGAGCGCAAGGAGGCUCUGGCGCGCUGGCUGGCCGCACUCUCAGACAUCCAGCAGGAGAACGACCGCCUGCAGGCACACUUCCAGAGGCGCAGGAAGAAGCAGGAGAAGGGGGAGAAAGGGGAGAAGGGGGAGCGGAAGUCGCAGGAAGCGAACCAGCAGGAGGAGGGCCCUGCUGCUAGUGCUGAUGCUGCUGUUGGGGUUGCCGGUGCUGCUGCUGUGGACUCAGAACGAACCGAAGCAGUAGGAGCGGAGGGAGCUGUUGCUGAGAGUGCUGUUAAGGAAAGGAAGGACAGUGACAGUGUUGCAGCCGGUAACCUGAUGAACGAGAGUGGAGAAGAAGAGGGUGUGAAGGCAGGACAAUCACAGGAGAAGGCACAGAAAGAUGACGCAGAGUCAGGCACAGCAGAACCAGAAGCGGCUUUAAAGGACAGGGUUGUUGCUGGAGAUGCUGUAGAAGCAGAAGCAGAAGCACAAGCAGGCGCUGAAUCUGGAAAAGCAAGUGCAGUGGGAGAAGAGGAGGAGGUGGCGUCGGUAGGGGAUGGAUCGUCGCAAGAUGAGCCGGCGCCGUCGCUGAAAAAGUCAGCAUCAACUGGACGGGCUUCCAUGGUGCUUUUCUAUGAUCCUGAUGCAGGCAACGAUGCCUUGAACUUCAGAGACGUGUUUCUGCGCUCCAGCGCUCUCGAGCUCAUAGUGGCAUCUGUGGUGGUGGCGCCGGGGGAUGAGGACGAGAUGGCGCUGCUGAGAGGGCUGUUCGGCCUCUGUCUGAACCUCUCCUCAACCCAGUGCGAUGAUCUGCUAGCAGCCCUGCAGUCACUUGGCUCCUCCCUCUCUGCUUACUCCGAACUCAAGCUGCCGAGUGAUGAUUUGGCCACGAUGGUUGCAGAAGCAAUCACAGGGCUGAAGGUCAACCCCGAGAUUGAAAGGGUUGACCUGGAAUCGUGUCGACUGCAACAGCUGAUUGCUGAGGCUGCCUCGGUUGCUGCCUCUGUGCCUGCAGCAUACCAGCGCUCCGCCUCCUUCUCUGCUGCUCUUGACAUUGACGACCUUGCUGCUGAUGCCACUGCUGGUGCUGCUGAUGCCGAUGCUGCUGCUUCUGCUGAUGCGGGUGCUGCUUCUGAUGUUGCUGAUGGUGCUGCUGCCGGUGCUGUUGUGUCUGAUGCUGCUGAUGCAGCUGCUACCAGUGGUGCUGCUGCUACUGGCAGUGGUGAUGGUGAUGGUGGUGGUGCUGCUGAUGGUGGUGACACAGAUAGUGGUAGUCAGGCCUCAACUGAUGCUUCUGCGUCUGGUAGUAUUGCCUCCUCUUCCGAACCUGUCGCACCUGCCGAAGCUGAUGGAACUGCGACAACCGCCGAAGGUACCGACGCUCAAGAAGAAGCAGCAGCAAAUGCAACAGCCAGCCCAAAACGAAAUACAAUAGCCAGCCCAACACAACACACACGGGACGCCGUGACGCACGUGAACGAGGUGGUAACCGCACGGUCGCGCGACGCCCUCCGCCUAGGACUCCGACUGCUAGCCUUAGAAAAGAAAAAGGAGGCCCUGUUACAGCUGGGGGACACGCCGGGGGACAGGGCGCUGAAGGUGGAGCGGGUGAGCUGUCUGGCGGCUGAAUUGAGUGAGGGCAUGGAGGGCCUCAGGAGGAAGGCUGAGGAGUGCCGCCAGCAGCGCCAGGAGGCCCUGGCGUACCGCAGCAGCAAGGCGCAGGAGGCCCGGGAGGCAGAAAAGGUUCUCCUGGCGGAGGCACAGCAGGUGCAGAAGCGCAAGGAGGAGCUGGAGGAGGAGCUGAGGCGGGUGCAGGCAGCUCUGGACGGCGUGAAUCGGCGGCUAGUGAAGCUGGAGGAGGAGAAGGAGCUCUUCUCACAGGCCAGCAGCGGAAUAGAAGCGCACCUGUCUUUGGAGGAGGAAUCCCUCACGCACUCCCUAUCGGAGCAUGAAAAGGACGCCAAGGCACUAGCAGGGUGGAAGGAGUUUCUGCAGCAGUCGUGGCAGCUGCAGCAGGCGAGCAUGGAAGGCAAGGAGCGGCAGAUGAGGGAGGAGAUGAGUGAGCGCAAGAGCCGGUUCUGGGAGAUGGCUCAGGGGCACGUGCGGCUGUGCAAGUCGGAGCUGGAAGCCUUUGGGCAGUCGGCCAAGUCGAUAGUGGAGAGACUCGAUGGUAUCAGAGCCAAGAGGGAACAAGCAGAGAAGGAGGGGAAGGACGGGGCAGUGUCAGACAGCAAGCACAGAAGGCUGCAAUGGGAGGAACGAUACAUGGCAGCUGAGAUACAGGUGAAACGGUGCAUUGGGGAGGCAGAAAUAGCCAUGCGGGAGAUCAGGGCCUGGCUGGACACUCUCCCCCCCAGUGAGGAUGCUCCCAAGCAAGCUCAAAUGCGCUCUCUUCUCGCCGAACUCGAGUCCCUCGUAGCUUCGGUCCGAGCCUCCGACCGCCCGAGCCUGUCUCUGGACCACCCGACCGUGCUCCGCGUGCAGAGGCUCGGCAAGUCUCCUGACUCGUGGGCUUCUGCCGAAGCUGCUGCUGGAGGCAGAGGUUCGGCAUUUCCAGCAGCGGCAGGGGCAGGUGGGGCGGCGCCAUCAGGAACAGAGGAGAAUGUCCCCCCUACGCCUUUUGUCAUUUCGGGCGGGGUCCGUCGUCCUGUAGCUCCUGGUUUCAAGGAUAAGCAAGGCAAGUCAAAGCUGCCGCCUGCUGGUGAGAGCGGUUCAGCGCAGAGCAAGCACGGGAAGGAGAGCGGCGAAGGGAAGGAGAGCACGGGCGAAGAUAAGGGGGAGGAAGGAGGGUCCGAUGCUGCAGCUGAAGCAGGUUCUGCAGGGGGACAAUAA
Molecule: messenger RNA, 6627 nt
Organism: Closterium sp. Yama58-4
Lineage: Eukaryota; Viridiplantae; Streptophyta; Zygnematophyceae; Desmidiales; Closteriaceae
Source: the annotation of a GenBank genome assembly